Molecule: messenger RNA, 1506 nt
Organism: Cyprinus carpio (common carp)
Lineage: Eukaryota; Metazoa; Chordata; Actinopteri; Cypriniformes; Cyprinidae
Gene: rrp36
Product: ribosomal RNA processing 36
Biological process (GO): maturation of SSU-rRNA from tricistronic rRNA transcript (SSU-rRNA, 5.8S rRNA, LSU-rRNA)
Cellular component (GO): nucleolus; 90S preribosome
Source: RefSeq, a predicted model, not a curated record
UGACGCGCAUGCGCUGUUCUCACACUUCCACGUGCGAAUGGGAAGCGCAUUUCUUGCUAAUAUUCAUCUCUGCUAGUUCUAUGACAAUAAUUGUUCGCAUUUUUGUUCUUCACGUCAAGUGGCACUACGUUACAUCUUUAAAAAGCAUGUCUUGUUAAGAUUUUCUUCAUUCUAUCGGAAUGUUUGUCUGUUUUACCAAGGCACAGAUGUCUGAAUAAAAACAACACCACGCUCAUAGACAAGCUACAUAAAAGUAAGAUUAAAAAAGGACAAAAACCAAAACAUAAUGCCUAAAUCAACAAAGAGUCCGGCUGAAAUGGAACAUCAGAGUUCGGAUGAUGAAGAGGACGUUUUAGAGAUGGAGAGAAACUUUGCUUUACUUAGUAAAAAGAGCACAAUGCAAACUUCAGCAGAGGAUGAAGAGGAAAUGAGAGAUGAAGAUGCAUCUUCAGAGGAAGACGAAGCUGAACCUGAAGAGGAUGAAGACAAUGGUGAUGAAGAUGAGUCAGGGAGUGAUGAAGAUGAAGCAGAUAGUAACCCUGAAGAUGAAGGAGUCAGCAAUGACCCAUCACACACGGAGGGAAACCUUAAAAAAGAAUUGUCGACCAUGUCCUUUGAGGAGAUCAUGAAGCUACAGAAUAAAGUUGGAACAAAAGCAUACAAUAAAAUCGCUUAUGGUGCCACAAAGACUCAGAAGAAAACCGAGCCCAUGAAACGAUUAAAUAAACACAAACCUCAAGAGAUUUCUGCAAAGAAACAUGUGCCUUUCCUCCGAAAAGUGGUUCCUGUUAAGAAAAGGAUUUCAAGGGACCCUCGCUUUGAUGACCUCUCCGGGGAAUACAAGCCUGAAAUUUUUAAUAAGACGUACAGAUUCAUUAAUGACAUCCGAGAAAAGGAAACAAAAAUAGUGAGGAAGAAACUCAAGAAAGCCAAAUCAGACUCUCGAAAGGAAGAACUGAAGGCCUUGCUUAAAAGAAUGGAAAACCAGCAGAGAGCCCGACAGAGGCAAGAGCAGGAAAAAGAAAAGGAACUUCAGUUCAAGCGGAAACAGAGAGAGCUGGUUGGCCAGGGACACAAACCUUUCUACCUAAAGAAAUCUGACAUGAAAAAGCUGGAAUUGGCUGAGAAGUACAGCGAGCUGAAAAAGAGCGGGAAACUGGAGAACUUCUUGAGUAAGAAGAGGAAGCGUAACGCCACAAAAGAUCGCAAAAAGUUGCCCAAUCAGCACAAGAAACGCCAAAUAUGGACCAAUUAUGGCUCAUCUGUGGCACCUUGAGUUGGUUAUUUGUCUGUGUGUGACAUAAUGCAGAAUGACGUCUGCUGAAAAGUAAAUCCUGCUGGACUAUGAUGUUAAAAGCAGAUUUGGUAUGAUUUGAAGUGUACAUUUCACCUACGUUUGCACAGUUAUGGAUUACGAUGUGUUUUGUUAACAGGUUUGACAUUUAAGAUGUUUAUCUUAAGUAUCCAUUAUCCAUUAUAUUUUCUUUAAAUAAAAUCUUACAUUUA